GACGAAGAGACGUAUGUUUUGAUUUUUAUUUUGAAGAAAAGUAAAAUAGAUUAGAGUCGUUUAAAUUUGAGAACUUAAUAGGGAAUUAGUAGGCAUGAUAUAUAACAUCAAAAAUUUGUAGACUUCAUAUCUUGUUAACCCAUACUUAAUCAAGAGUUUCUGGCUGGUACUUUUUUAUAUGUGCAGUUCAUUAUCAUACUUCGAUCAGAUGCUAGUAAUUACAGCAGAACUGCAGCAUGAAAUGAUGAGUUAAUAUGGAAGAGAAAAAAAAGAAAAGCAAUAUGGGAGAAACAAAAUUAGAAGAAAUCAUUGAUAAAGAAGAAGGAAAAUUCAGAUCAAAGAUGAUCAAAGUAUUUGGAGAUCUGCAUCCUUAUACUUUCUAUGUAACAUAUGGUCAUUCUGAGGAUUCAUUUAUGAGCAAAGAUGCAGAUUACUUGGAAAGCAAGACUAAAAAGUCUGAACCUUUUGAUAAACUUAUUAAAAUGUGCGAUGCUGACAAAGAAGCAGAGGGAGAAUUUCUUUCUCUUUUGUCAAAAUUGGAAAAGGAAAAACCUACACCAUCCCUAAAUGAGGCUCUUCAGGAGUUAAAAAAAGAAUGUGCUCAAGUACUUAAAUUGUUUGAUAAAACUGUCAGCCUUUGUCAAAAUUACUUUAACCUGGAGUUUAAUGAGUGUAGGAAACGAACUGAAAAACAAAAGCUGCUACAAAAGCCUAUGCUUAGUCAAGUAGAAAAAUUUAUUUCAGAUGUUGAAGAAACAGGUGAUCUAGAACUGCGUUCACUUAGAGAACAUAUUGCAACAUGCAUGUUUGAUUUAGGUUCAUCAUGGUCAAAAAGAGUUGAUGAUUUAUAUGAAGAAAAGCAAAAAAAGCCACUUGUGAUGGAAUUAUGGUGUGGAAGUGCUUAUACUCUUUCUUCUAAAGAUGUACGAGAUACUUUCCUGGUUGAUCAAAAAGAAAUGAGUAUUCUGUGGCAAAAAGCAUUUGAUGAUUUGAUAAUGCUUGCAACAGAAUUAGAAAAGUACAGAUACAACUAUAAUUUGACAAAGUCUAGACUUGAACAAGAGGUUUUCUGGAUGAGUAGGGAAUAUAGAGAAAAUAUGCCUGAACUUACACGAAUUCAAAGGAAUUUUGCUUUUAUUGUAGACAAAAAAAUAAUACUCAAAAAAGAACUAAAAUCUUUGGGAAAAGAAAUCUUAUUGGAACAGUGUAAAAUGGAAGAAAUUAAAAACAAAUUUUCUAAGAAGAUUAACUGUAUGAGGCAUUCAAAUAAACUUGCUAAAGGAAGACUGACUUUCAAGCAUCAACGUAUAUUUGACAUUAAACGAAGUGAAGUUAUAGAAUUGCUGGCUACCAUUUUAAAAGGAGAUAAAUUUGUCCAUGAGGAAAUUCUAAAUGUGACUGAAGAGGAUAUAGAUUUGUCUUUUCUGAAGCCUGAGGAUAUUAAAAAAAUUCGUGCUCUGUCGUCUUCAAAGCUAUCUAUGAAAGCUCAAAUUAAUGAGGAUUUAAAGAGGAAAAUCCCAACUUUACAUGAUGAUGAAUUUGCAGAUGCUUUUCGUACAUUAGUGUCCAGUAGGAAUUUGAUUAAUUUAUUAAAUCUGUUGACAGAUGAACUGGUAA
This is a messenger RNA of Stegodyphus dumicola, 1617 nucleotides long. RefSeq names its product dynein regulatory complex protein 1-like. Gene Ontology annotation, cellular component: axoneme; axonemal dynein complex. The record is from RefSeq and is a predicted model, not a curated record. Lineage: Eukaryota; Metazoa; Arthropoda; Arachnida; Araneae; Eresidae. Gene Ontology annotation, biological process: cilium-dependent cell motility; axonemal dynein complex assembly; regulation of cilium movement.